Messenger RNA from Scophthalmus maximus (turbot), 1077 nucleotides. RefSeq names its product signal recognition particle 9 (gene srp9). Gene Ontology annotation, cellular component: signal recognition particle, endoplasmic reticulum targeting. The record is from RefSeq and is a predicted model, not a curated record. Gene Ontology annotation, molecular function: 7S RNA binding. The coding region runs from base 122 to 382 and encodes 86 amino acids. Gene Ontology annotation, biological process: negative regulation of translational elongation; SRP-dependent cotranslational protein targeting to membrane. NCBI's taxonomy places the organism in Eukaryota, Metazoa, Chordata, Actinopteri, Pleuronectiformes, Scophthalmidae. The transcript has 3 exons.
CUUCAUUCUGAUUGGCUGUGCUCACUCGGCUGCUGAUGUGGUAUUCCGAAGACGGCGAACCUGGUCGGCCGAUUCAAACUGAUUCCGUGGUAGAAUAACUCGAUUUGAAACGAGAAGAAUUAUGCCUUUCUAUCAGACUUGGGAGGAGUUCGCCCGUGCAGCAGAAAAACUGUAUCUGACAGAUCCCAUGAAGGUCAGGGUGGUUCUCAAGUACAGACACUGCGACGGCAAUCUCUGCAUCAAAGUGACCGACAACGCCGUGUGUUUACAGUACAAGACAGACCAGGCCCAGGACGUGAAGAAGAUUGAAAAGCUCCACGGAAAGCUGAUGAGACUCAUGGUGUCCAAGGAGACGCACAGCGGUUCCAUGGAGACGGAUUAAAGAUGCACUGACCUUCCAGCACCUGGACUGAGUUCAGAGGACACAGGGAUUGUUGAGAGCACAGUGCCGUCGGAGUACCACGUGGAGUCGGAGGGAUGGGCAAGAUUGAUUUGGCCACCUACACUCAUUUAAUGCUGUCAGAGAUGUGAUGUAUAUAAAUACUGUAUAUAUUUUAUUCUCUCAGGAUUUGUUUAUCAUAAUACAUUCUUAGUCAUUCAAAAUCUUAUCAUCCUGCUUUUCUUUGUCAGGCAUUUUGAUCACAUCUUUGACGGUAUUAAUAUAAAGUAGGGAGGGCUGCUGGGGAAUUAUUGGAAGUCUGAAGAUGGGAAAUGAGUGGGGUUGUGGGGAACGUGGGACAAAAUGUACAACAAUUAUAAAUCCCCUGAUGCUUUGAUAAGCAGCUUUCAUUUCUUUAUUAGUUUGCCUUUAUUGCCUUUUAUUUAUUUAUAAAGGGGAUGAAAAGGACGGCCUUUGAAGCCACCGCAUGUUUCGUUGAUUUACAUCUUAUCAUUUCUAUUUUGGAUUCUCCUUAUGGACUUGUGACACAUGAAUGAAGCAGGACCAUCUGACUUCCUAACAACAGUGGAUAAACCCACGGUUUCCAAGGAGAAAAACCCCCCCACUGCUCCAAAUGCCAUACCUUAUACGGAGAAUAAUUGCGUUACAUGUUCAAUAAAUGUUUAUUUACCCCAGUA